Molecule: messenger RNA, 2721 nt
Organism: Chaetomium fimeti
Lineage: Eukaryota; Fungi; Ascomycota; Sordariomycetes; Sordariales; Chaetomiaceae
Product: pectin lyase fold/virulence factor
Exons: 4
Coding region: 268-2565 (765 amino acids)
Molecular function (GO): polygalacturonase activity
Source: RefSeq, a predicted model, not a curated record
UGGGGGUUCUUACUCGGGCCCAGAGGCUUGGGAACGUCCCUUGUCCGGCACAUUUGUGGGGAGAAACCGGCCGCUAAGCAUCAAGUGAGAUGGGAUCUACUCAGGGAAUAACAGUCCUGGUUACUCAGAUUUCGUGAGAGCACGGAUCGGAAUAUAUUUGAGGUUGACGCCUCGCCUCGUCCUUCAUCACCGUCAUCUUGCCACCCCUGACUCAAGUGCUCUCUUCCAACCUCCCCAGACUUCAGUCUGUGGUCAAACCAUCCCACCAUGGUGCAGAUCUCACUGGCAGCACUACUUGCCACUGCUUGGCUCGGUGUUGCAUCGGCAUCGCCCACGCUCCAGCCGGUAGUUGGCCCACGCCAGGCUCAAACUAGCUUCUGGUACGCCAAUAUUGACCACACCUCCGCGAACAUCCGCGGCUUCGCGCCCGAUCUCGACGGCGAUUAUGUCUACGAGGUCUUCCGCGCUGUCGCCCCCGGUGAUGGAGCCGGUAUUCAGACUGCUAUCAAUGCGGCGACCAACGGCAGCACCAGGCACGGCCAAUGGUUCGCUAGCCAGCCACGGGUUGUCUAUAUCCCCCCUGGUGAGUACAUCAUUAGCGAGACAAUAAAAAUGAAUACCGACACAAUGAUUAUGGGUGAUGCCACCGACCCCCCCGUCCUCAAGGCCGCAUCCGGCUUCGCCCGCGAUGGCACGCUGUUCUCCGGCCAGGAUCCGACAACUGGGAUCUCAGGCGAGCUGUCGUUCGCCGUCAGCCUCAAGAACAUUGUCCUUGACACCACCAAUGUUCCUGGGGACGCCCCCUUUGUCGCGCUCUGGUGGGGUGUUGCGCAAGCCGCCCAUCUUCAGAACGUCAAGAUCCGAAUGCCCAACUCGAUUGAUGGAUCUGGACACUCCGGUAUGCGUCUCGGUCGGGGGUCUACGCUGAGUGUGUCGGACGUGCGAAUAGAGGGUGGCCAGAACGGAAUCUGGUACAACGGCCACCAACAAGCCGUGUUCAAGAGCAUCAGCUUCUUCCAAAACACCGUCGGCAUGCUCAUCGACGGCGGCAGCACCAUCAGCAUCAUCAACCCGACCUUCGACACCGUCGGCACCGCCGUUCUCAACACUGGCGGGUCUCCCUGGAUCGCCCUCGUCGACGCCACAUCCAUCAACUCCGGCGUCACCCUCAAAACCACCUCCUGGCCAAGCUACCUGAUCGAAAACCUCAACAAAGACACCCUCCACACCAACAUCGCCGAAGGCCCCGCCGACUUCACCCUCCCGGCCCAAUCCCACGUCGCCCAGUUCACCUACGGCAACACCGUCAACCGCGACCCCAUCUACGGCCCAACCACCUCCCCGCUGAACCGACCCACCGCCCUCGCCCCCUCCGGUGGCUGGUACCCAGCCCUCCCAGCACCCAACUACGCCUCCACGCCCGUGACCGCCUUCCUCAACGUCAAAGACCCGGCGCAGAACGGCGGGCGCACCAUCCUGGGCGACAACACAAUCGACGAGUCGGCCGCGCUCAACGCCAUCCUCCGGCUCGCGGCCGGCCAGUCCAAGAUCGCCUACUUCCCCUUCGGCAAGUACCGUGUCGACUCGACGCUGCUCGUCCCGCGCGGCAGCCGCAUCGUGGGCGAGGCGUGGGCGACCAUCGUGGCGCGCGGCGCCUUCUUCAAGGACGUGGCCAACCCGAGGCCUGUCGUGCAGGUCGGCGAGCCCGGUGAUGUGGGCGUGGCGCAGAUCCAGGAUAUGCGCGUGACCGUGGGCGACGUGCUGCCCGGGGCGAUCUUGAUGCAGUUUCAUAUGGCCGGUGCGCAGCCGGGGGAUGUGGCCGUGUGGAAUAGUCUGGUGACGGUGGGUGGGACGCGCGGGGCGGCGCCGCUGACGGAUGCGUGUCGGGACGCGGCGGCGCAGUGUAAGGCGGCGUUUUUGGGGAUGCAUUUUGCGAAGACGUCGUCCGUGUAUGUGGAGAAUGUGUGGAACUGGGUGGCGGACCAUGUUACCGAGGAGUUUGAUGGUGGGAGUAGCUUCGCGGCGGGGAGGGGUGCGUUGGUGGAGGCGACGAAGGGGACGUGGCUGCAUGGGCUGGGGUCGGAGCACUGGUGGUUGUAUCAGUUGAACUUUCGGAAGGCGGAGAAUGUGUUGGUGACGAUGCUGCAGAGUGAGACGAACUACGACCAGGGGGAUAAUAACCUGAUGGUGCUGCCCGCGCCAUGGACGGUGGACGAGGCCGGGUGGGGAGACCCGACGUUCGCCCACUGCGCGGCGGGUGAUAAGAGGUGCCGGAUGGGGCCUGCAAACUAUUUCAACGGCGGCAAGGGGAUUCACACGUAUGCUUCGGCGAGCUGGGCCUUCUUCAGCGGGCCGGGGUAUCAGGGCUGUGCCGGGACGUUCGAGUGUCAGAGGCACAUGCACUUUGUCAAGCAGACGCCUGUGGGACUUCAAGCGUUUGGCCUCUGUAGCAAGGAUGCGUAUGCUACCUUGAGGCUAGAGGACGGCACCGACAUUGUCACUUCGGAGGGAUUCACCGGGUCCUGGCCGGGCGGAGGAGGUGAUGUUGCGCGAUACACCACUUAGGUGAUCGGACAUGUAUGGAACAGGUUAUACAAGGGAUAUAGCGGCCUCACCUGAUGACUCUCUGCUGGGAGCGAACCGCCGCUUCCGUGCUAGCCUUUCGGUUAUAUGAGCGUCUGGCUGUGCACAUGCCACUUCCGCAGUCAUGGUUCCCCCGAA